UUUUGAAGAAAUAGAUCAGUAUUCAAAUGAAUUGCAAAAUUACCCUAAAGUUAUUGAAAAGUUUGAAAAUUACCAUGGUUUAACUUUAACGACACUACUUGCUUACAAAGUGGGAAUUGCUAUGUAUUGCAAUAUAAAUCCUAAAUCAUCAGAUUCUAUUGAUCAAGAAACAAAGAUAUCACGUCAGGAUGCAAAAGAGUUAUGUAUAACAUUUCCAAGAAUGGUACCAUGUUUUGAUGAUCAAGAACAAGACAAAUAUAAGGUUUCCCGAAUUAAAGCUUGUUCAGUUGAAGAUAAUGAGUUUGUCACCUUUGAUCCACCAUUGGUUUAUUCUGGCCUUUUUGGUUACCAUUUGGUUCCGUUGGAAUGCGAAACCAUCAUCUUGACUGGAAGCGAAUAUGACGCGAUGGCUGUUUAUCAAGAUGUUCAAAUACCUGCCACAUGUCUUCCUAAUCAUGGAUACCAAUUGCCAAUAGAAAUUCUUCCUUUGCUGGAAAGAUUUUCCAAAAUAUAUAUUUGGCUCAAUGAUGAUGUUCAAGGUCAAGAUGCUGCAGAGAAAUUUGCUCAAAAACUGGGAAUUGAUAGGUGUCUGAUUGUAAAUACAAGAUGUAAUGAUUUUUAUGGACCAAUCAAUGCAAGUCAAGCUUUAGCUAUGGGAAAGAACUUGAAAGAAAUUUUAUCACUAGCCAAGCCAUUACAGCAUGAACAAAUUGUAAAUUUUGACAAUCUCAAAGAAGCUGUAUAUAGAGAAGUUAUUAACCCGGGCCAAGUUUGUGGAAUCUCUUCAAAAGAUUUGCCCGCAUUGACACAAAUUUUGAAAGGACAUAGACCUGGUGAAUUGACAAUUUUUACAGGUCCCACAGGAUCCGGUAAAACUACUAUUUUAAGCCAACUCUCUCUAGAUUAUUGUAAAUCAGGUGUGAGCACAUUAUGGGGAAGUUUUGAAAUACCUAAUGUGCGUUUAGCGAAAAAAAUGCUAACACAAUUCGCAG
Molecule: messenger RNA, 992 nt
Organism: Racocetra persica
Lineage: Eukaryota; Fungi; Glomeromycota; Glomeromycetes; Diversisporales; Gigasporaceae
Source: the annotation of a GenBank genome assembly